Closterium sp. Naga37s-1 is the source of this 2427-nucleotide messenger RNA. Lineage: Eukaryota; Viridiplantae; Streptophyta; Zygnematophyceae; Desmidiales; Closteriaceae. The record is from the annotation of a GenBank genome assembly.
AUGGCGACGGCCGUGCUCGACACGCCCGACGCAAUUUCCACCGCGCCGCCCGUCCAAGUGCAAGUGAUCAGCCAAUGGGAGACGGCGCUUCAGAGCAUGGUGGAGGAGAAGGUCCGCUCGUGGUACAAGCUGGCCAAUCAGGGCAUUUUCACGCGCCGCCGCACAAAAGGCGGGAAAAAGCACCACCACCACGACGCGCCGCCCCUGAAGCAGCAGCAGCGAACGGUUCACCGCGAUGCGGGGGAGCAUCAGCAUCACUCGGGGAAGCACCACAAGAAGCACCAUCGAGGAGCGGAAAACGCGGCGGCUCCGGCGCAUGCGGUGGACGUGCGUGUGGAGUGCGAGGAGGGCGCUGCGGAAACCACACCGCUGCUUACGGCGAGCCGGACGCAGCAGCUGGAGCAGAAGCUCCUUAAGGGGGAGCGGGUCCGCGCUGUCUGGGGCAUCGUUACGGUGGGCAUCCUAGUGGCGCCGGCGUGCGCGUGCGCGCUCUUCGCGCUGCUCUUCCCCGCCCUGCUCCCUUCCUGCCUUGCCAUAUGGGCCAUCGUCGAGGUUAUCUUCGUGGCGAUCCGCUAUCGGCAGCUGCGCCACGCCAGCGACCACCGUCCAGAGCUCCCGCUACCUUCUCUCCAGAGCGUCUCGGACCUUCUCAGCCGCAUCCUGAAGCUCAAGGGCAUCGUGGAUGCGCGCUAUUUCUUCGAGGGGUGGUUUCACAACACGCCUCUGGAGCGCCUGACCCGCGAGCACAUCAAGCAGUUCAUCUCCUUCGGGUUCUUCUAUCGCUCGUUCGAGCAGCUGUCGCCCGAAUACCAGGAGGCUGUGGAAGCGCACAUGCACUCCAUCGCGCAGGUCUGGGACCUAACAAUGCUCUCCUCACUCUUCUUCCGCCCAUCUUCCCCCUUCCCCCCUUCCCCAUCCAUCUCCCCCCCCUCCCCCCCCCCACCCUCCCACUCUCAGCGCACAUGCACUCGAUCGCGCAGAGAGGAGAGAGGGGAGGGUGAGGCUGUAGCAGGGGGGAAGUGGAGGAACGGCGAGGAAGGGAUCGGGUUUAUGGCUCACACACAGGAGCCGAUCAGGGCGGUGGUGCAUCCGCUGUUUGUGUAUGCGUGGGGGCACAUGGUGGCUUGGCUGACUUGGAUGUGCUUGGCCCUUUUGGGGUUCCGCAGGCACCUCUCCCCCUCCGGCCUGGUUUACUUUCACCGCCCGGGGUGGAAGGAGCACAAGGGAAACAAGGCGCACAAGGCAGAGGCGGAGGCGGAGAGCGGUGCAGAAGGGUACGACGCGGUGGUGUUCAUCCACGGGCUAGGCAUCGGCCUCACGCCCUACCUCGCCUUCAUUCACAUGCUGCUCGCUGCCUUCGGCUCCAAGCCCUUCAUUGUGGUCGAGCUGCCCCACCUCGCCUGUCAACUCACCUCCGCGUCUCCUACCAUUGAGGAAGUGUCGGCUGCAUUGGUUGAGACGCUGAACAAGCACGGGUACAAGCGCGUGGCGUAUGUCGGUCACUCCUACAGCACCUUCAUUGCUGCCACUCUCCUGCGCCGGCAUCGGUCAGUGAUAGCAGCAAUGAGCAUCAUCGACCCCGUCUGCCUGCUGCUCUGCCUGCCGAAAGUGCUGCACACGUUUGUGUACAGCCUCCCAGGCGGGGACCACCUGGCAGCGUGGAUAGGCGAGUCAGUGCGUUGGGUGCUGUGCUCUCGGGAGCUACAAGUGGCUCGCAGCAUCUGCCGCGGCUUCUCAUGGCAGGAGUACCUGGUGUGGGGGGAUGAGCUGCCGCCUGCCUCUCUGGUGAUGCUGGCAGGGGAUGACCAGCUGGUGCCAUCGCCACAGGUGCAGAGUCACUUGGCUCGUCACAAUGUGAAUGUGAUUUACAACGACGGGUUCCAGCAUGCAGAGUACCUCACAAGGCCCGAUGUACAGCACAAAUUCGUGAUGGCGUUUGCAGCUACAUGCGCCAAGACGCCUCAAAACGAGUUCACGCCUCAAAACGAGUUCACGCCUCAAAACGAGUUCACGCCUCAAAACGAGUUCACGCCUCAAAACGAGUUCACGCCUCAAAACGAGUUCUUCCACUGUCCUUCCUUCUCCGUUUCUCUCCCUUUCCCAUCCUCUCAUCCCUCCUCCCAGAAAUUCAGGGCCAUCAACGGGCUGAUACUCCCAGGCGGGGGCACGGAUCUGGUUCCAGGGCCGUUCUUCUCUGCUGUGGAGAAACUACUCAAGAUGGCCCUGGCAGCCAACGAGGAAGGGGACUACUUCCCCGUGCAGGGCACGUGCAUGGGCAUGGAAGUGCUCUCGAUAUUCUUCAGUCAGGAUUUUGAUAUUCUGGAGACCAAGGCGUUCAGUGCGGAGGACAGCCCAGAGGCGCUCAUAUUCACCAGUGAAGAGGCCAAGCGGCGAGCCUACUUCAGCUGGAAUACGUCACAACCAUAG